Molecule: messenger RNA, 1500 nt
Organism: Colletotrichum phormii
Lineage: Eukaryota; Fungi; Ascomycota; Sordariomycetes; Glomerellales; Glomerellaceae
Product: FAD binding domain-containing protein
Exons: 4
Coding region: 1-1500 (499 amino acids)
Molecular function (GO): FAD binding
Source: RefSeq, a predicted model, not a curated record
AUGUGCGUUUCUCUAUCUAGGCUACUUACACUAUGUGUGUUGUUGGGCCUGAUAGUGUCUGCUGAGUCACAGUCCGCGACGUGUAAACAGCUAUCCGAAUCGACCAAGAUCCAACUGCACCAUGGAAUCGAGAUACAGUACACCCAGGAAUUACAGAAUUACUGGUCGACUAGUUGCAGCAAUCUGAAGCCAGGCUGUAUCCUUGUCCCAACGAGCGCUGCAGAGGUUUCAUCUAUCGUCACGGCCCUGCUCAACAACAAAGAACAAUUCGCUGUCAAAUCGGGAGGACAUAACCCGAACGACUACUUUGCAAGCGUGCAAGAUGGCCCUUUAAUAUCGACCAAAAGCCUAAAUGAAGUCGUGUACCACAAGGAGAACAACACGGUUAGCGUUGGCCCUGGAAAUAAAUGGGAAGAUGUCCACGCCGCCCUCGAAGGAACUGGAGUCACUGUUGUCGGGGGCCGCAUCGGGAACGUCGGCGUGGGAGGCUAUCUUCUAGGAGGAGGGCUCAGUUUUCUCAGCACCCAAUACGGCUGGGCAUCAAACAACAUAGUGUCGGCGGAGAUGGUACUGGCGAAUGGAUCGAUAGUAACCGCGUCCAGUACUUCUAACCCGGACCUCCUUGCUGCUAUCAAGGGGGGCGGGAAUGCAUACGGUAUCGUAACCAGAUAUGACUUGCAAGCAUAUGCAAUAGGACAGAUAUGGGGCGGGAACUUGGUAUUUGGUGGCGACAAAACAGACGAGAUACUCGCGGCGAUUCGAAACUUUACCGAGAAUUAUAACGAUCCAAAGGCAGCCAUCAUCGCCACCUCGGAAUUGACUGUGCUGAACAGCGUCAAUAUCUGGAUCUUCUUCUUGUUCUACGACGGACCCCAGCCUCCAUCUGGAGUAUUUGACGAAUUCUUGAACAUCAAACCAACGCUGAAUACUUGUAAGACGAGGUCCUACACAGACUUUCUCAAAGCAAACAACGUCUUCGUCUUGAAAGGUAGUGUGUACACCAUCGCCACAGAGACGACGCCUCUUCCACCAGCCGCAGCGGGUGCAAAAGUGAUGCGAUCUUACUACGAUCACUGGUACAACACGUCGGCUGCGAAACCAGGAGUAGCCGGAAUUAUUGCCUCGAUGGCGUUUCAGCCCAUACCCAAGUCGCUAGCCCGAAUUAGUCGAGAGAAAGGUGGCGAUCUACUCGAUCUUGACGACGGGGUCGACAGGAUCAUCUUCGAGUUUGACUACUCUUAUUUAUUUCAACUUGAUGACGCUGCAGUCGACGAGACAAUGGUCAAAUUAUAUACUGGCAUGAAGUCUCGUGUCGAUGGGUUUGUCCAAGAUGGCACUCUUCCAGACGUCUACAGGCCCCUUUUCAUGAACGAUGGUUACUUCCGACAAGACUACUGGGGAAGAUUGAAGUCAGAGAAGCGAGCGUUGGCGGAAAGAGUCCGGGCAUCCGUUGAUCCGGAUGGGCUAUUCCAGAAAAGGACAGGAGGAUUCAAACUGUAA